ACAGAGUCAUUUGGCGUGGGCGCAAGCCUCUGUCCUGCCUUGCCUGCUCCCAGGAGACAGCUUUCCUAUAAAAGGGCUGACAGCUCAGCUUCUCUCACUGGGGGAGUGGAGAGCGGGGGGACCAUGGACAUCGUCAGUGUCCAGCAGUUGGUAAGUGGAGAAAGACAAGAAGGGAAAGUGUUAGGAUGUGGACAUGAAGUUCCUGAUCCUGGAGGCUGGCCGAGCGACUGGAGGCGGGGACCUCAGGAGGCCGUGGCCCGGGAGAGGCGGAAAGUGGAAGAAGAGAAGAAGAGGAGACUUGAGAGAUUUAACAGUUCCAGAAUUCAUCUGGACAAUCUGGCUGACUUGGAAAACUUGGUUCAAAGACGAAGAGAAAAACUACUGAAACGCAGAGUUCCCCCCAGGGCACCUGAGCCCAUGGUUAAGCUGCAGCCCCAGACCCAGCUGGAGUCCGUGGACCUGGAUACGUUCCUGAAGGCAGCUGCUGAGAACCAAGAGGCUCUGAUUAACAAGUACCUGGCAGAUGGAGGGGACCCCAGUGCCCAUGACAAGCUCCACCGCACAGCCUUGCACUGGGCCUGUCUGAAGGGUCACAGCCAGCUUGUGAACAAGUUGUUGGAGGCAGGAGCCACUGUGGACGCUCGCGACAUGCUGGACAGGACACCUGUGUUCUGGGCCUGCCGUGGAGGACACCUGGACAUCCUAAAGCAGCUACUUAACCAGGGAGCCCAGGUCAACGCCCGGGACAAGAUCUGGAGCACCCCCCUGCACGUGGCCGUGCGCACAGGGCACUGUGAGUGUCUGGAGCACCUCAUCGCAUGUGGGGCCCACAUGGACGCACAGGACAAGGAAGGGGACACAGCUCUACAUGAGGCUGUGCGGCACGGCCACUACAGAGCCAUGAAGGUGCUGCUGCUCUACGGAGCCCAGCUGGGCAUGCAGAACCAGGCUUCUCUCACCCCAGUGCAGCUGGCACGAGACUGGCAGCGGGGCAUCCGGGAGACUCUGCAGGCUCAUGUGGGGCAUCAUCGUACCCGAUGACAGCAGUCCUGCAGGGCCACUCAGCCACCAUUGCGUCCUUGUCCCCUCUGCUCCCCGUCCUCACACCUGUGGUUCUGACCCCUGUCCCGAUGGCUCCCAAGCGGCCCUGUCAGGACUGGGAGCAGCUGGGAGUCCCAGCCCCACCCCAGCGCCCAAUCUCAGGGAUGAGCUCUCCCUAAGAGGGUGCCAGCUAGGGAGGGCUGCCACAGAGACCCCGGAGGGGUGGGGCCAGCAGGAAACAAGGUGGGUCCCAAAGAGGGAGGUGCAGUGCAGGUGACUGGGAGCCUGGGCUGGAGCACAGGCGGAGUCCUAAGCCUCCGUCCCCACAGGGGCAUUUCCUGUCGGGUGGUGGCUCAGCCACUAUCCAGGCCACAGAUUGCAGGCAUUGUGCAGCUGACUGACACCUUGGGCAGGGGUUUCUCAGGGACUCCAUUCCUAUCAGCAGCAACCCUGAUGGCGUCUGGACCCCAGCAACUUUGGUCUUAGGGACUCUGGUGUUGGGGCUAGAGGGCUGCUCAGCAGGUCUGAGGCCUACUACCCCCCAGUUGCUAUAGAAGCCCUAAGACUGAGGAGCUGGAGCUAAUACCUUAGGGAACCCUAUGCCCACUGUCUGAAGGCUUCGGUUAGGCCUGCCCAACACUCUCUAGCUGACCAGCUGGUGGCUCUCCUUGUGGGGUGCAGGGGGCUGCUUGUGGCCCACUCAGCUUUUGGGGAGGUGGCUGGUGAUCCUAUUUUGCCUCAGGCGCUAAUGCUGCCCUGGCAUUGGAGCGUGAGCUCUGGCCUGGCCCCCGCAGCUGGUCUGCGCUGUCCCACCUCCAAGGUGGGACACCAAGCUCUGCCCACAGGGGAGGCAGAGGAACACUUGUUUCUGCACCCAACUGCUAAUUGGGAGUCUGUGUAGGACCUAGCUCCACACAGGCUCUCCUAACGGAUCCGCCCACUAUGCUUCAAGUUGUGCUGGUGUAGACAUGCUCCUGGCAGGGCUGGGUCCUUAAAUGCCAAAAAGUUGAACAGCUGUAAGGUGAGGGAGGGCUUCUUGAUGAAGGUUUAGCCCUCUUCACACAUUAAGGCACCUGGGCUGCCAUCCAUCUGCAGCAGUCAUUAGUCUAACGUCAGUGACCUCAGGUCAAGGACGAGGCUGGAACUUACUCUGUGAAAAAGCUGACUAGAGCCCCACAGCUUCCUUUCCCUUGGGCAGCCCCUGCCCUGUGGGGACAGAGCCAGCGUUUACCCAGAUGCUGGGGUCCAGGGAGAAACAGGUACUCUAGUCCAUGGAGAAGACGACUCCCCAUCUAGAAAGUGGGGACACAUGUGACAGACAAAAAUACCUUUUUAUACGUUAUCGAUAUUUUGUGUUCAUUAAAACUGGUUGGUUAUCCAUCA
Hipposideros armiger (great roundleaf bat) is the source of this 2424-nucleotide messenger RNA. It is a transcript of the gene ANKRD23, whose product is annotated as ankyrin repeat domain 23. Gene Ontology annotation, cellular component: nucleus. NCBI's taxonomy places the organism in Eukaryota, Metazoa, Chordata, Mammalia, Chiroptera, Hipposideridae. The coding region runs from base 124 to 1041 and encodes 305 amino acids. The transcript has 9 exons. Gene Ontology annotation, molecular function: protein binding; transcription cis-regulatory region binding. The record is from RefSeq and is a predicted model, not a curated record. Gene Ontology annotation, biological process: positive regulation of transcription by RNA polymerase II.